UGGCUCUCGGGUGUGUAGGUUAUUUGUUUAUGAAAUUAGCCUAGCAACAGCUGAUAUGUGCAAUUUCGGAGUGUUUAUGCUUCUGUGCACAGUUGAAGGACGUAAGACUGAAAAUGGCUGGAACAGAAAGAGAUACAUAUAUUAAAAAUACUGGAAACAAUAUUGGAAAUGGGCUGCUACUAUAUCAUCAUCACUUUUCAUUUUAUUCACAAAAGGUGUUAAUGGCGCUGUAUGAGAAGAAGCUUCCCUUCCAGAGCCACGCUAUGAACCUGGCGAAAGGCGAGCAGUACCAGCCAUGGUAUCUGCAGCUCAACCCAAAGGCCGAAGUGCCUGUUCUCAAGGAUGGUGUCAAAGUUAUCCCGGAGUCUGCCAGGAUAAUAGAUUACUUGGAAGACAACUUCAGUAAUGGUGUCUCCCCGAGCCUGAAAGCCACCGACCUGGGCGCCGAGGUGCGGCAGAAAGUAGCGCAGUACCGUGCUGCUCUGGAGCACAUCCCGGCCGGCAUCAUCACCAUGGGCUCCUUCCUGCACCCAGAGUACAUUCACAACCCACGACUGCCCUUCAUCCAGCCAAUCCGGAGGCUGCUUCUGGCGGCGGAGAAGAGCAGCAGCGCGGCCCUGCGCGAGCAGGCGGGCCGGAGCGCGGAGGCUCGCGAGGUGCUGCUGAGGAAGGCAGACAGCCAGGACUCGAAGCUCUCGGCUCUCGAGGAUCGGGAGGAGUUCCAGAAGGUGCUGGACCACGCAGACACCGUCCUCACGGCCGUGGAGCGCGAGCUGGCGGACGCCUCCGCAGAUGCGGCUGACAGGUGGCUGUGCUGUGAACGCUUCACAGUAGCCGACAUCAACCUCACGCUGAUACUAGACCGUCUCGACCGACUGGGCCUGGCAGGCUACUUCUGGGAGGGCGGCAAGAAGCCCCAUGUGUCGCAGUACUACCGGCGAGCGCGCAAGCGGGAGUCUUAUCGCAAGGCCGUCCCGUCCACUCUGUUCAGUCUGCAAACACUCCUGAGCAGACAAGCGCCGGAGUUCAUAGGGUUAGGCGUGGCGGGCGCGGUCUCCGUUGUUGCUCUGGGGAUUCUCCUCUACUCCAAGUUGAAAUGAAUGCCCGAGUCCCAUCGUAAAAUCACACCAUGGUAAAAAGACAGAAGCACGCCGCUGCAACAGCACAUAGCUAGUCUACUUGAUUGCAUAGUGUCCAAAGAGAUGGUCAUUUUGUGCGAACAACCACAAAGCACGGCUCUGUCUAGUAGCACUUCGUGUCGCAGUAUUUAGGAAGUAUUAGAAAUUAAGGUGGAAAGUAUUAUCAGUCCAUCCACCUGGGGUUAGCAGGUGUCGCAAGCAGUUUCGAGCAGAACAUAAAGUUUGGCACUGCUUUUAGUGUGACAGUGCUUACUUGAACUUGGAGUAAGGAUCUCACUUUAAAUCUCAGUGGGAUUUCUGAGCGGAUGAAUAGCUGUUCAAACUUGGAAAUUCCUCUUGUAUCAUAAUUUACAUCAUUCCACAAAUAUGAAUCCAUUGAUUAUUACACAUUGUAAUUAUAAGCUAUUGUCAGUGCCUUGCCUGUACCUGUGAAACCAUUUAUAAAAAUAUAUUUAUUUUUUGAAAAUUUUAGAACUGUGGGUUUAAAUUUAAUGUUCAAAAUUCAAUAUAAGCCCGACAUACGUAAUGGGGCUUGGUAUACUAUGAAUGGCAUCAUGUUCCCUGCCAUGAAAAGUAAGAACACCGAAACAGUCAGCUUGUACUUUUUAGCAGUUAAAAAAACAUAGGUACAUGCUUAUCUCUUCCAGAGCCUCAUCUGGAUAGGAGCGCCAGGGAGACACAGGCUGUUUACUUAUGCAGGGAACACCAGAUGUUCACCGUAACUUAUUCUUCCAUUCCUAUCCUUAUGUCAUUUGGUUCAUUAGUGUUGAGCAAUGUCAUGGAAAAUAAACUCACUCAGCAAGGAUUAACUGAAAAUCAUCUGGUACAAAUAUAGGUGACACACAAGCUUAAAUAAGAGUACCAUAAUCUGUUGGUUCAGUUAAAGUGAUAUGGAGGUGUAACAGUGGUUAAAUUUCCUGCAGUUCCACGGGUCUCACCUUCAGGUGUACUGUUAUUCAUGGGAAGCACAGCAUGCUUAACUACUUUCAUGACAGCUAGAAUUACAGCUGUUUGAUUCACGCCCUGAUAAAUAGUGAAUAAUUACUAACACAAUGUUACGUAAUGUCUCCAAUACUCCCAGAUACAUAAUUUGCUGCAGUGUAAAGUACAUUUUUGUAGUACUGAAGAGAUCAAUAAUUUAAAUUUCAAUAUAUUUUGCAUAUGUAUUUCCAGUAAGUCAGUCCAGAGAUAGGAUGUUAUAUUCUGGAGAGUUAAUGCUGAGUCACUCAUAAAAGGAUGCACCGGGGGGGGGGGGGGGGGGGGGGGGGGGCAGAAGUGAAAUGGAUUUUUACUUUAAAUGAAUGUAUGAAUUUUUGUGAAGGGUGGGAGGUGUCUACGAUUAUUUUAAUGUCAAGACUAGUUUCGGUUUGAGGUGUUUCUAAAGAAUUGCACAUAUUUUCCAUAGUUUUCAGCCAAACAUCACUUAACUCGACCAAAUCUCGUGUAAAUAGUACUCUUACAGACCUCCGACUGUUAACUUUGAGGAUAAGGCACUUGCACUACUGAGUAUAUUUUUUUACAUGACAUUGCUCCAUCACAAACUAACUAAAUACAAAAGCAGACUGCCACAGAUCACAGGGCCAGUGGGCCAGUAGAGGCAGGCGUGUGCCCACAUCUCUAGCCCAAGUAUGUUAACCACUGAGUGACUAUGCACAUUCCUCUGGAUUUAUUCCUUGCAAAUAAUUCUUUGGGCUUCCUUGGUAAAGUAUCAACAAUCUCUGCAUUUCAGUGAAUUUUUUUCCUGCAAAUAGUAACAUGCUGUUCUCAAAGAUUGACAAGUGCAAAAAAUAAAACUGAGAAAUAAAUCCUGCCUGCUGCAACUGAACAGACAUUCAAACAAAGGAUGGGAAUCAUGAAUCAGCAACGUCCUAGUUGCCUGUCUCAUGAGCUUGAUUUCCUGCUCAUGUACUGUGCAGCAAUACCAGUCGUGUGACAUAUGGGGAAGUAUUUUAAUGAAGGGUUCUGAUGUUUUUAUUUUGAGCUGGCCAGUGAUCUAAUUAGUAAUUAACUUUGACAAACUUUUCAAGACCAUGCUACGAACUAAUAUUUCCUGAAUGCAAGCAAGCAUUUCAAAGGAGAGCACAGUUAUUUUAACCCAACGCCUAUUUUUUAUGUGUAAACAUUUUAGCUCUCGGUACAGGAGGUCGGAGGAUUUAGUGAAUUGAAUGGAAGUUUAAUGAACGAAAAUGUGUAACCACGUGAAAUAUCAUAAAUCUCGAAAAGAUUGCGGACUCGCGUGAUUCAUCUGUAUAUGUAUUUCCUCCCCCCAUCAAGCUAUGUAUUGGGAAAGUAUGUGGGUAUUGUUUUUGUGUCACAAUUAAUUAAUUAUUUAUUAAUGAGGUAACAUGCAUUUAAACAUAUCCUUCUUUUAUUCUCUGACAUUAAUUACUUGUCAGUUGUUUGCAUUGUCUGUAUUUCACUAUUUUGAAUAAAUCUUUUUUUUUCCUA
Molecule: messenger RNA, 3587 nt
Organism: Bacillus rossius redtenbacheri
Lineage: Eukaryota; Metazoa; Arthropoda; Insecta; Phasmatodea; Bacillidae
Gene: Gdap1
Product: ganglioside-induced differentiation-associated protein 1
Exons: 5
Coding region: 114-1100 (328 amino acids)
Biological process (GO): mitochondrial fusion; mitochondrial fission
Cellular component (GO): mitochondrial outer membrane
Source: RefSeq, a predicted model, not a curated record